AUGAAGGACAUAACUAGCAAAUUUUAUGAGUUGAUCAAGUUUGAAGGGCAUGAUUUUUGUAGAUGGCAGAAGAAGAUGCAUUUCCUCCUCACAACUCUGAAAGUGGUGUAUGUUCUAAGUAUACCUAUUCCUGAAUUCGUUGAAGAUGAACCCUUGGAGGAAACAAGAAGGAUAUUGAAGUGGGAAAAUUAUGGUUACAUCUAUCAUGACCACAUUCUCAAUGGUAUCUUUGACUCUUUAUUUUAUGUUUAUCCAAAUGUCGAAUCUGCAAAUGAACUAUGGGAUUCACUGGAAUCCAAGUACAUGGUUGAAGAUGCUUCUGGUAAGAAGUUUAUGGUCAGUAAUUUCAUGGUUUACAAGAUGGUUGAUACCAAGCCCUUAAUGGAACAAUUCCAAGAAAUGUUAAGGAUUUUGAGACAGUUUGUUCAACAUAAUCUGAAAAUAGAUGAAGCCAUUUAUGUGGUUGUAAUCAUUGACAAACUGUCUCCUUCCUGGAAAGAGUUUAAACAUACUUUGAAACAUAACAAGGAAGAGUUAAUUUUGGUUCAACUUAGAUGUCAUUUAAGUAUGGAAGACACUUUAAGGACUCAAGAACUUGAUAAUAAUCCUAAAGGAAAAAACCAACUUGGUUCUAUUAUGUGA
This is a messenger RNA of Lactuca sativa (garden lettuce), 642 nucleotides long. RefSeq lists its product as uncharacterized. NCBI's taxonomy places the organism in Eukaryota, Viridiplantae, Streptophyta, Magnoliopsida, Asterales, Asteraceae. The record is from RefSeq and is a predicted model, not a curated record.